Messenger RNA from Lingula anatina, 2268 nucleotides. Its product is annotated as anaphase-promoting complex subunit 4-like. The record is from RefSeq and is a predicted model, not a curated record. Gene Ontology annotation, molecular function: protein binding. Gene Ontology annotation, cellular component: nuclear periphery; anaphase-promoting complex. NCBI's taxonomy places the organism in Eukaryota, Metazoa, Brachiopoda, Lingulata, Lingulida, Lingulidae. Gene Ontology annotation, biological process: anaphase-promoting complex-dependent catabolic process; regulation of mitotic metaphase/anaphase transition; protein K11-linked ubiquitination.
CAUUACGGCAUGGCUAUGUGAUUGACACACUUGCAAGGUGACAGGUAACUUUGCCGGCAAGCAAAGCGUCAGCGACUUGCAUUCAAGUUAAAUUUAGAGAUUUGAGGAUAAUUUGACCUUAUUUGAAGAUGUCGUCCCAGUGUUCAUUUCGUCAGACUGAUGAGAAACAUGUGACAACAGAAGUGGAACUUAUGGAAUGGUCUCCAAAAAUGGACCUUUUGGCAGUGGCAAAUAUCCAGGGAGAGGUUUUGUUACACAGGCUAUCAUGGCAGAGGGUAUGGAGCCUGCCACCUCCCACUGAGAACAGCAAAGUUAAAGCAAUAGCAUGGAGGACUGAUGGAAAAGUGUUAGCAGUUGGUUACAUCAGUGGUGAGGUCCUGCUGUGUAAUGUUGAGAAUGCAGCCAUCUUGCACACCCUUCAUGUCCAGGGUGAGGUGUGCAGCAUGCAGUGGAUGUGUGACAGCAUGGCACCAGCUGCAGGAAAGAAGUGCUAUAAAGACAGAUCUGCAGAAUACCUACCAAAGAUACCUACACUUAGCAAAAGUUAUGGAUCCCUAAGCAAAGGACACAGCGAGGAAAAUGUUGAAGAUAUGAAAAAAUUAGCAGAUCAAAUUGGAUUAAAUAUCCUUCUAAUUGGAAACAAUGACAGUAUUGUAAAACUAUUUGCCUAUGGCAUAUUCCCAGUUGGAGCAGUAAAUCUCAAACAGCACAAGAAUACAAAGGCAGGCAGGAUCAUAUCACUAAGUCUGUCUGAGGAUCUGCACUUAUUGUCCUUGAUUGUACAGUCACCAAAGAUGGAAGAUCAACAAGACCAGGAUGUUUAUCUUCUGUCUUUUGAGUCUACCCUUCUGGCAUCACGUUAUGAAGAAGUGCAAGCUUUGGCUUUCAAAUAUGGGCAUGUGGUUACAUUACUCGAACAUUUGAGGGUUAUCAUCAAACAAAUGUCUGAGGCCUGGGAGGAUAUUCUGCUGGAAAUGGACUCAAAACUGGUGAAAUUUGCUGAAGAAAAAUAUAUGUUGGGGACAGGUACUGUGAGCAAUGAUUUCCUUGAGCUAUUGCUGUUUGGAACUCCUAGUGAUGAGUUGCAGUCCUUCCUUCUUCAUGACUUGACAGAGAAGGGUUUAAAGAAAUUGGGUCAUUCCAUAGAAACAUCCUAUUCUAAUAUACAAAAACUGGUGUUGAAGCAUUUACAGAGUGUAACCCAAGCACUCAUUUACCAUUUGAAUGAGAUAGCAGGGAUGGCUAGUUGGUAUGAUAGAUUUGGUCUGCUCGGCUUGUCCAGUCCCAGCGUACAAGAGGCUGUUCAAAUGGCAGGAGCUUUUAUGCUGAAAGCAGUAGAACUGCAGCAGGUCAUUGAUGGGAGCAUGAAAAAUUUCAAAGCAUUCUUUAGAUGGCUGUACGUUGUGAUUCAGAGGCUGUCCCAGGAAGCUAUCCCAGCAGAGCUCAGCAAAAUGACUCAACAAGAUUUGAACUUUGUCACAGAUUUCCUAAAGGAAUAUUUUACUGAGGAAAUGGAUGGCAGCUGUAAAUCAGGAUUCAAAUUAGAAAAAGUGGGGCAGUACUUGAAACAUGAAGAGCUCCAGGAACCUCUUCCAAACACAGAUAAUCCAUGGCUGAAGUUUGUCAAUUCUAGUCAGCUGUUGCAAGAAAGCCCAGUGCUGUUCAAACCGCAAGUCAGACAGUCCUUGGUCCAGGUGGAAGAUAAUCUAAGAACUGCGAUAAAUGUUGCUCUUACUAAACCCUCUAGUGCAAUCGGGCAAUCUUUACAAUGUAGUGGAUCUUCUUAUCUGUUCACAUAUCAAAAUAUGGAAGAAAAAGAAGAAAAAAAUAAACUACUCAAACCAAAGUUUACACACUUCACUGUUUGCAAUCAGCAAGCUUACCAGUAUGUGGUGUUUACAGCAUCUUGCUCACCAUCAGAUUAUCUAUACCUUGUCAGACAAAAAACACAUGCAGGAUCUGAUGGAGCUGACAUUUCUGUUGUGAAACUUAAGUUUGGUUGUCUAGGCACAACUAACAGGGAAGAAAGUGGUAGGGAUGACAGGUACUGUAUACCAAGUUAUCAUAUCUGCUUUGUCAUGCUGUACACUUUAUGUUAAUAAAAAUUAUAAUAAAGGGAUGGGAGUUUACGUUAGAAGCUCUAUGCUUAUCGUGUUAAACAGUAGUAGACAGACUCUAUUUACCCUGCCAUUUUGGGAUAUUUGACAAUGAACCUGAAGUAUUUUUUAUGGUUUGAUUAAUCCUUCUGUGCCAUAUGUUGAAGAUCGU